AUUGAGGUAACGCGAAGGCGGAGGCGGUCAACGAUUGUGGUGCCAGACCCGGGACCUUCCACACGUAAGAUGCAGAAUGCGUCCGAAACUACGCCCCAAACUUCCGUACAUAUGCAAACGCUCAAUGUAUCCCAAGGGGGAGUUGAUGCCGUGGAACCCGAGGUGACAGUUGAAGAAUUCUUGCGGUGGUCGGCGGCCGCUUCGACGUCAAGGAAACGCGUGCGAGGGACGCGCCGUCUCACCAGGCUCCUCGACCCCUCAAGUGAUAUCCUAUGGUCUUCAGAAGUCGAAGACGAGACUUUCCCUAUUGCUACGCGUAACCGAAGGCGAGCGCUACCACAGCUUCCUGCAAGCGAAGAUGAGUACCAGCCUUCGGAAGAUGAGCUUCGGGAACGUCCUGUCCGUAGACGCAAGACGUACAAGGGCAAGGGCAACUCGCUUGCGAGUCGAAUGAUGCGUGCGGCUGUCUUGUCUCACGUCGACGUCGAUACGAGCCACCUUCCCGCUGACGCUCAGGAUCGGCAGCCUCUCAAGUUCACAACUAUGCAUGACGCAUCGCCUCCGGCCACCGUUUUAAAUGGUCACAAAGCACGCAUUAUUGAUCCUCGUUCCACUUCAUUGCAUUCAUCAGUAUUCAAUAACAAACCUUCUGCCACUUUCGCCAAACCUUUGAUGAAGCCCCGCUUCACGUAUCGAAUUCCGUCACCUCCACUGCGAGGUGCCUCCUCAACACGAACUGAGAAGUUCAUGCUCGAUCCAGGCGGAAGAUGCAGGGACCAUAAAGGCCAGAUGCGAAUCCAGAAGACGGCAGCAGACGGCCAGAAAAGCUCGCCGUGGUACGUCCUCGACGCAUAUUUUCAAAGUGCUCAGUCGAACCUUACACCAGGCGGUCAAGACCAGUCGUCGCUGAGCAGCCGGCCAUAAGCAAACAAUCAACACAGCCUACUAUGUAUUUCCCUCUGGCUUUCGUCCCUCUACCAGUUACGAAGUGUCCUCCCCCUAGAGCCCAGCCAGCACACCCUGUAUCCUCUUUGGACUCUUUCGUUAUCGACCUCUGCAGUUCCGACGACGACGAAAAAUUUCACAGUAGUCCCUUGUGCAUGUCGACUUCCCCCGCCGAGGAGAUUUCCGUGGAUCUCACAGAUACGCGCAUCGUCGACAAAGCGAUUGGCAAUGUACCAUCUGCUUCACAGGUGGCACAGAGUUCCCAUCUCUAAAUCCGCGGGCCGAGAUCUUCGACGCGGGCGUAACUGGAAACCUCUGAAAUCACCUGGUACUUUAACUGAAGCGGCGAGAGAAAUGACCCGGAAUGGUUGUGGCAUGCAGUCCGUCAACCGCGUGCCCACAUGCCGCUCAGAGGCGUUGCAGAUCAGGAGGGGAAGACUCAUUGCUUGGAUCUGGGACAGCCGCGCAGAGUACUAGUCAGCCAUCUGACCUAUGUACUUAUACUUAUGCAGUGCCUUGCUCCCAACUUUUGUAUCGCUGGACGUAUCUUCCAUGGCAUAUUGGAGUCCUCGUUUCUCAGGGAAGUCUGUCCAGCUCCGCCGG
Phanerochaete carnosa HHB-10118-sp is the source of this 1548-nucleotide messenger RNA. RefSeq lists its product as uncharacterized. NCBI's taxonomy places the organism in Eukaryota, Fungi, Basidiomycota, Agaricomycetes, Polyporales, Phanerochaetaceae. The transcript has a single exon. The record is from RefSeq and is a predicted model, not a curated record. The coding region runs from base 70 to 924 and encodes 284 amino acids.